Molecule: messenger RNA, 1529 nt
Organism: Argiope bruennichi
Lineage: Eukaryota; Metazoa; Arthropoda; Arachnida; Araneae; Araneidae
Product: 5-methylcytosine rRNA methyltransferase nsun-4-like
Exons: 6
Coding region: 143-1468 (441 amino acids)
Biological process (GO): RNA methylation
Molecular function (GO): methyltransferase activity
Source: RefSeq, a predicted model, not a curated record
AAGAGCUAGCUCAAAGUUUUUGCGCGAGUUCAGAUUCGUCAAAUAUUUUUGGUGAUUUUGUUUUUUUAUUUUUAGGUUUUUGAAAAUUUAUGUGUGAUUUUGUUUUCUGAACUGCUCCAUCUUAUUAUUAUCUCCAAUUAUUAUGUCCUAUUUUACGAGCAUUCGUAAUUUAAGAUCUAAAAUUCAAUUUAAUAAAAAUUUUGUUAGAUAUUCAAUCCCCAAAAAAAAGCAAUUAGGUUCAGAAAUUGCCAUAAAUCAUUUUGACCAAUUCUACAGCUCAAUAUUUGAUAACUGGCCUUCGAUACGCUUGGCUUUGCUGUGUCCCCAUAGUUAUUGUGCUGUUGCUAAUGUCUUUGCUAAAGAAAGGUCUGCGGAAGCCCUUUUCGGGGACUUGGAUGUUUUUAAUAUGAAAGAUGCUUAUUAUUUGCACCUGGGUGAACUGGGGACUAUAGAUAUUCCAUCAAAAAAAUCAAAGGAAAAUACAGAAACUGAAUCAAAUAAAGAACCUUUAACUCAAGAACCUGAAUAUGAAAACAAAUCUGCAAUGCCGAUUGCUGUUGAUGACACGAAAGGUGAAUUUAUGCCAGUUACUGAAUAUAAACAUCGAGAAUUUGAUGAAGAAGAUUUAUCUAGUUUCUAUCUACCAAAUCCUGGUUUUAAAGCUAAUGUAAUUAAACAUGGGGUUAUACAUUAUCCCGAACAUUGGGAGAUGUAUUAUUGUCCAAAAGGAAAAUUUAGGAAAUUUCCACCUCCAAGGAUUGAUAUCACAGGCUUGUUGAAUUACUAUCUUAUGGAUGGAGCCUCCAUACUUCCAGUGUUAGCUUUAGAUAUACAAAAAGAUGAAACUGUUGGGGAUUUAUGUGCAUCACCUGGGGGAAAAUCUCUUGCCAUAUUGUUUGGUCUUAGAUUUGGUAAAUUAGUGUGCAAUGACUCAUCUUUAUCUAGAGUGAAUAAGUUAAAAACAGUAUUGAAUUCAUAUUUGCCUGACACAAAAGAAUGGAGCAAGAAGAUACUAGUAUCUAAUUUGGAUGUGCGUGAUUGGAGAUGCUUUGAUUCAUUUGAUAAGAUUCUUUUAGACGUACCAUGCUCAAAUGAUCGAUUAUCUGUGACAAAAGAUUCAAACAACAUUUUUCAACAAAAAAGAUUUCAUGAAAGAAUGCAAAUUCCUCGAAUACAGACAACUUUAUUAAGCACUGCCCUUAAAGCUUUGAAAGUUGGAGGCUCUUUAGUAUACUCUACAUGUACUCUUUCACCGAUCCAGAAUGAUGGUGUAGUACAUAUGGCAUUGUCUAACCUUUCUUUAGAAUCUCCGUAUGAAUUUUCUGUCCAAGAUUUAAGUACAGCUUUCUUUCCUCUGCGUAAAAUGUUUCAGUUUAGUGACAAUUGUCUGUAUGGACAAUUAGUGGUUCCAUUUCUACCUCUGAAUUAUGGUCCUAUGUAUAUUUCAAAAAUAACCAGAACUAAAUAAUAGUAAAUUGUAUAUAUAAUUCUUGUAUGUAGAUAAAUAAAGAUUUUAUUUUUAUUGGAAA